CAUGCCCGGAACACCUCACCACGGAGGCGUCCAGGAGACUCAAAUUCCUCAUAGGAAGGCAUGUUGGUGUAAUUGAGGAGUUCUUCGAAGUAUUCUCCCCACUGACUCACAACAGCCUGAGUUGAGGUCAGCGGUGUGCCGUCAACUCUGUGUAUAGUGCUGAAAGCCUGAAAUGCCGGACGGUGUCCACCACCUCCUCUGGGAUGUGAUCAAAGUUCUUUCGGACGUGGGAGUUGAUAUUUCUUCUGACAGGGGGAAUCUACCAAGCCGUUUCCAGCAGACCCUCACAAUACCACGGCGGACCGGCAUCUUCCCCCACCAUCAGAGCCAACUCUUCACCAGGUGGUGAUCAGUAUAUAGCUACGGCCUUCUCUUCACCCGAGUCUCCAAGACAUGCAGUUGCAAGUCCGAUGACAUGACCACAAAGUCGAUCAUCAAACUACGACCUAGGGUCUCCUGGUGCCAGGUGGACAUCUGAACACCCUUAUGCCUGAACAUGGUGUUCGUUAUGGACAAUCCUUGAUGAGCACAGAAGUCCAGUAAUCCAACACCACUCAGCCCUUCCAAGUCUCACUCUCAUUUCUCACAUGGGCAUUGAAGUCCCACAGCAGAAUGAUGGAGUCCUCAUAGGGGGUGCUCUCCAGCACCCCUUCUAAGGACUCCAUAAAGGGUGGAUACUCUGAACUGCUGUUUGGUGCAUAAGCACAAACCACAGUCAGGACUCAUCCCCCUACCUGCAGGCGGAGGGAGGCUACCCCCUCAUCCGCCAGGGUAAACCUCAACGUACAGGCCCUGAGUUGUGGGGCAAUAAGUAUACCCACACCUCGGCGUCUCUCCCCGUGGGCAACCCCUCUCAAGAGGAGUGGUGACAGAGCCCAAGCGGUGCGUAGAGGCAAGUCCGACUAUAUCUAGUUGGAACUUCUCGACCUCACGCACCAACUUGUGCUCCUUCCCUGCCAAAGAGGUGACAUUCCAUGUCCCUAGAGCUAGUUUCUGUAGCUGGGGAUCGGAUCGACAAGGUCCCCGCCUUUGGCCACCACCCAGCUCACAUUGCACCCGACCCCUAUGGCCCCUCUCACAGGUGGUGAGCCCAUGGGAAGGUGGACCCAUGUUCCCUUUAGGUCUGUGCCUGGCCGAGCCCCAUGGGUGCAGGCCCGGCCACCAGGCCUGGCUCCAUAGGGGGGCCCGAGUGAUCCAUGUCUGGGCAAGGGAAACCAAGAUCCAAUUUUUGCAGUAAUCAUAGGGGUUUUGGAGUCGUACUUCGUCUGGACCCUCACCGAGGACCUGGUUGCCAUGGGUGACCCUACCAGGAGCAGGAAGCCCCACACAACUUGCCUCUUAGGCUCAUAGGGACACACAAACCCCUCCACCAUGAUAAGGUAACGGCUCGAGGAGGGAUGUAGCAUACAACUGAAAGACAAACCAAGUAGAGGUACAGCUACAGUAUCUGUUUGUUUGAGGGACUGAAUGGAGAUAGGAUUGAAAACUAUGUUCACUGAGUUAUAUUAAAUGUCUUUCCCAAAAUGUUCAUAUACUUUUAAUCUCAUCAGAUUCCAAAUAAUUUUGACAUCGAAGUAUCGCUCAAUAAGUACCCGGUGAUGUACAAGGAGAGUAUGAACACUGUGCUUGUCCAAGAAAUGGAGCGCUACAACACGCUUUGUAGCACCAUCCGUGUUAGUCUUCAGAAUCUGCUCAAGGCCCUCAAGGGUUUAGUGGUAAUGGAUGCUGAGCUGGAGGGAAUUGCAAUUAGUUUGGCAGUGGGCAAAGUUCCAGAGCAAUGGGCUAAACGGUCGUAUCCAAGCCUAAAGCCCCUGGGCAGCUACAUUAAUGACUUUCUCGCAAGGCUCAAGUUUUUGCAGGACUGGUUCAAUAACGGUAAGCCCAGUGUGUUCUGGCUGUCAGGAUUCUUCUUCACUCAGGCCUUCUUAACAGGGGCUACACAAAACUACGCCAGGAAGUACAAUGUUCCGAUUGACCUGCUGGGCUUUGACUUUGAGGUUCUUCCUUUUGAUCAGUCAGACACACCUCCAGAAGAUGGUGUUUACAUUUAUGGGCUGUUUCUCGAUGGGGCUCGAUGGGACAAAGAAAGUGGAGUUUUAAAUGAGCAAUAUCCCAAAAUCCUAUUUGACACAGUGCCCAUUAUCUGGAUAAAACCUACAAAAGACAUCCCAGACGAAUCUGACGGUCGCUAUGUUUCUCCUCUGUACAAGACCAGCGAGAGGAGGGGCACUCUCUCUACAACAGGACACUCCACCAAUUUUGUAGUACCAAUGUUGUUGCCGACUGCCAAGCGCCCUCAGCACUGGAUCAAGCGCGGAGUUGCGCUUCUCUGUCAGCUUGACGACUGACUAAGCACGUUACAGGCUAUCACAGAUUGUUUCAACCAAAUACAAACAACAAUAUAUGUUCAUAUAAUUGGGUAGUUUUUUUAUUGGUUGAUUAGGAACAAAUAUUUUAACCCGAAUAGGGUACGAGCAAUACAUUUUGACACUAUGUAACAAUAAUGACAGGGAUGUAGUCUUUAUCCUCUGCAAAAAGAGGACCGAUAUUACUGCAGCUUACUGAAUUUAGCAGUCCUUCUAUUUAUUUGUAUUAUACUGUUCCCCUGACUCCAGUGACUAAGGCACCCACACAGGAGACUUACAUUAAUCUUGAUGUGCUAAUUUUUUAUACAUUAUAUAGUAUUAAAUAGUA
Messenger RNA from Syngnathoides biaculeatus (alligator pipefish), 2694 nucleotides. RefSeq names its product dynein axonemal heavy chain 12-like. The record is from RefSeq and is a predicted model, not a curated record. The transcript has 6 exons. Gene Ontology annotation, biological process: microtubule-based movement. Gene Ontology annotation, cellular component: dynein complex. Gene Ontology annotation, molecular function: dynein light intermediate chain binding; minus-end-directed microtubule motor activity; dynein intermediate chain binding. Bases 1599 to 2348 code for a protein of 249 amino acids. NCBI's taxonomy places the organism in Eukaryota, Metazoa, Chordata, Actinopteri, Syngnathiformes, Syngnathidae.